UCAGAGUUAUCCUCAAUGGGGUUUCGUUCAGUUCUCACACUACUUCUCUUUGCAUUGGCUCUGUCAAUCAGUUUCCAGCUUUCCACAUGCCAUGAAGUCCUCAAGGGAAAAGUUUCUUGCUCCGACUGCCAUGGAAACAACGAUUUAACAGGCUUUAAGGUUAUGGUGAAGUGUGACAAAGUGAAAAAGGUGGCAGUGGCAACCACAGAAGUUUCGGGUUCCUUCCAGGUUGAGCUUCCAUGGGACACUAAAAAGACUCCAAAACCUUUGAAUUGUCUGGCGAAGCUGCUCGGAGGUCCAGUCCAGCUCUAUGUUUCGAAGAAAAACAUGGUUUCGAAUGUUGCGAAAGGCAAAAAUGCGAAGUCAUUCCGCAUCUCAACUCCUUUAGCCUUCUCCGUAUCAUGCCCUGCAACUUUAAUGAAAGAUGGUAAAUGUAAUGCAGCAACCAAGUUUGGUUCAUCGAAGACAGUUGAUUUACCUCUUCCAAGAGAGUGGGGGCUUGCGCCAUCAAGCUAUUAUGUUCCUUUCUUCCCUAUUAUUGGUGUUCCGUAAUUAGAUGUUGCUGUUGUAGUAGUUUCUGAA
Molecule: messenger RNA, 582 nt
Organism: Pistacia vera
Lineage: Eukaryota; Viridiplantae; Streptophyta; Magnoliopsida; Sapindales; Anacardiaceae
Exons: 2
Coding region: 16-552 (178 amino acids)
Source: RefSeq, a predicted model, not a curated record